AUGAAUAAUCCCUCAUCCGAUGUUCCGAUUCCUGCAGUGGAACACAUCGCGGGUCGCGCCACCGGGACGACCGCCGGCGAUGGAAGGAACAACGUCGCUACUGAGCGCGGCUUGCCCGCUGGGGUUAGUGAUGAGGUGAUCAGAAUUCAUAUUCCGGUACCUAGGCUUAGUAUUCCUGCAGAUAUUAAGCUUAGUGAAUUAUCGCGGGAAGUUGCGCCACGUGUCCGCGCCUUUGUCCGCGAUGUCCGGAAGUAUUUUGAUUUCGUGCGGAGCGGAAAUCAUGGCAGUAUCCGUUGCUUAUUUUUAGCUAACGCUCUUGAAGGCGCCGCGAAAACGUGGCACGAUGACUGGACUAUUGCGCGAUUACAAUAUACUUCAGAGCAACUUUUGGAGGCGCUAUUAAUUCGUUUUGCCCCACAGAUUCAAACGCGCGAACUAGAAGCGCUAGAAAAACUUGCUGCAGGGCAGCAUCAGAUGCGGGCAAACGAAACGGUAGCCGCGUACCAUAGUCGUUUCGAGGCACUUAUAGCACCAAUUCCUGACUUAAGGGAGGUUGAUCGGAUUUUCUGGUUUAUCCGUGGCCUUUCCGCUGAGUUUUCAGGAGAAUGUGCGACCGACCGUGACGGUAAGCCUUUUCAGGAAUAUACAAAACUUGUGCAGCACACGCUUGGUGUUGAGGCCCGUCAACUUGCUAAACUUCAUUCUCAAGCCCAAACCCGCGUGCUUCUGCAUGCUUCCACCGCUGUGCAGGAUCCCGCGCCCAUCAUCACUGACGACGGGGACCUCCCGGCACCGGAGGUCAGGCCUCGGGCUGCUACUGCUGCCGCUGGGCGGAAUACAGCUCACCAGGCCUCCGGUGCUGGGAUGCGUCGGGUUCUUCAGUUUCGUGCUGGUAGCAAGCUCUUCAACGGUGUAGACAUGACGGGUCAACUUGUUUCCCUUCCAGGUCUGCCAUAUACUGCUGACGUUUGGUACGAUCCCCCUCUUGUCCUGGGGCACCUUGACACGGAGCCCCAUGUUUCAGUCCUGUGUGCAAAAGUUGCUGCGUCAACAGGGCCCAGAGUCCCGUUAAUUGGCAUUCGUGUCGCUGGACAUUCUUUAACUGCCAUGGCCGACUCUGGUGCCAGCGACGACUUCAUUUCUGCGUCCAUCGUUGAGCAACUCGUACUGAAACCUCAACCGGCAUCGUGGUCAUCUGUCACCCUUGCUGACGGGGGUAAGCAGGUCAUUUUGGGUCAAGUUUCCCUUCAUAUAUCCUUGGGCCCUUUGCGCCUAAAUGUCCAUCCGUAUGUGCUGCCUAAGUUUACUGAUGCAGCCACGUUUAUCUUAGGGUCCGCUACCCUUGAUCAGUAUGGGGCUCAUCUGAAUUAUGAGACCCACACCUUGCAGUUGCGGAAGGGAACCUUGUGUUAUAAGGCACCUUUCACCACUGCGGAACGGAUGGGAGAAGGGAAUACUAGUGCUGCACACUCCGAACCCUGUGUGAAUUUUGCUGCUGCCGCUAUCUGA
Molecule: messenger RNA, 1509 nt
Organism: Volvox carteri f. nagariensis
Lineage: Eukaryota; Viridiplantae; Chlorophyta; Chlorophyceae; Chlamydomonadales; Volvocaceae
Exons: 2
Coding region: 1-1509 (502 amino acids)
Source: RefSeq, a predicted model, not a curated record